AUGAGUGAUGAUAUUAUAUUGGAUGGAAAAAAUGCAAAUGAUGAAAAAUCGUCUGGACCUGGAAAGGUUUGUUAUAAUAAUAGUAAUAAUUUAUUGUUUUUCUUAUCUCUAUUUUAGCUUGAAUCAAUGUCUAGAGAAGAUUUAAUUAAACUAU
Messenger RNA from Adineta steineri, 154 nucleotides. Lineage: Eukaryota; Metazoa; Rotifera; Eurotatoria; Adinetida; Adinetidae. The record is from the annotation of a GenBank genome assembly.